Molecule: messenger RNA, 1371 nt
Organism: Brassica napus (rape)
Lineage: Eukaryota; Viridiplantae; Streptophyta; Magnoliopsida; Brassicales; Brassicaceae
Product: pentatricopeptide repeat-containing protein DWY1, chloroplastic
Exons: 2
Coding region: 677-1309 (210 amino acids)
Molecular function (GO): zinc ion binding
Source: RefSeq, a predicted model, not a curated record
GCAAAUCGCAAAUGUACUAAGCUUAAAAGACACAAUUACCCCUAAUGGUUUCAUAGUAUAUCAAAACUACCCUUUAUAUCGUCGGCGUCCCCACAAAAACCCAACGAUCACUUUCUCCAACAAAAGAAAAAAAAAACAAAAAAAAAACUUGGAGCACCUAAAAACUAUCUCGACAAAUUCUACACGAAAUCUUGAUAGAUUGAUCACAAGACAUGAUUUUUAUCACUGUUGCGAACACAAAGCUCACUAUGCUCCCUCAUCACCACCAUCUUAGUGACGUAGCAAACAAAAACAGAGUAUCCAAAUCUGUCAACAAGAUUGCAAACUCGUGGACUCACAAAACCCCAAGAAAAAAGCUUUGGUUAUGGCAGAAAAGCAUUGUCAACUAGAAACUAUCUUUAAUUGAUAGAAACCAAGACUUCCCAGACACAGUUAUUUUAUUAUACUCUGAUACAUACCACUGCAAAGCUAAGGGAUUGUGUGAUUGGUAUAGCGCAGGAAACUUUUUGUGGACCUGGUGCUAAUAGUAGAACAGAGGUUUUUGUUUGGCUGUUUGUGUUGUUUGUCUGCUUCUUGUAUAUAUUUCUUGUGAGAGGUGAGUCUCUAUAUUUCUAUCUCCACAUUGUCAACUUCCCUCCAAAGAAAGCUUAUCUUUUUCUUGGAUUAGCCACAAGAGAUGGCUCUGGAGUCUGCUUUCUCCGCGAGUUUCUGCUCCUUCCCUUUCCCAAAAGCAAUCACCAUUGAGAGAGAAACCUUAUCCUUUCGCCGAAUCAUUACCUCGGGAGCCAAGGGAAUUGCAGGUGAGGGUGAAGUUCAAAACUUAAGGAUAAGCACUGAUGUCAAAAGGGUUUUCAAGAAAGAGAAAGCUGAGACCCAAGCUCUCAAUAGUGGCAGAGUAACAUCAAGAAGACUUUCAGGAUCAGUACUGGAAGAUAAGCAGGAGAUCUCAGGACAGAAGAAAGCUAUUUUAGAUAGAAGCAAGGCCGUAGUGAAGCUGAAAUCCUUAGGAAAAGAAGUGAGAGAGGCAGGCUAUGUACCAGAGACAAAGUAUGUUCUUCAUGAUAUUGAUGAAGAAGCUAAAGAGAGAGCAUUGAUGCAUCACAGUGAACGGUUAGCUAUUGCGUUUGGGCUUAUAAACACGCCUCCUGGGACGACGAUAAGAGUGAUGAAGAAUUUGAGGAUAUGCGGAGAUUGCCACAACUUCAUUAAGGUGUUGUCGAGUAUUGAAGGUAGAGAGUUCAUUGUAAGAGAUAACAAGAGGUUUCAUCAUUUUAGAGAUGGUAGUUGCUCUUGUGGAGAUUAUUGGUAGAAAUUUUUUGUUAUAAAACAUUUUCAAACUGAACAAUCAAAUCAACGUAAUUUUACAAAACA